CACAUUGGAGAUGUGCUCUAAGGAUUCUGAGUUCAAGGUGAUCCUGUUUGCAUUAUGUUACUUCCACGCUGUUGUGGCUGAGAGGAGAAAGUUUGGUGCUCAGGGCUGGAACAGAUCUUACCCCUUCAACAACGGAGACCUCACCAUCUCCAUCAAUGUGCUCUACAACUACCUGGAGGCCAACUCCAAGGUGCCCUGGGAUGACCUGCGCUAUCUGUUUGGGGAGAUCAUGUAUGGUGGUCACAUCACAGACGACUGGGACAGGAAGCUGUGUCGUACUUACCUGCAGGAGUACAUCAGACCUGAGAUGCUAGAGGGGGAACUUUACCUCGCACCUCGCUUCCUUGUCCCGCCCAACUCUAACUACAAGGGUUACCAUACGUACAUUGAUGAGGUGCUGCCUCCAGAGAGCCCCUACCUGUACGGCCUCCACCCCAACGCUGAGAUUGGCUUCCUCACCAUCACCUCUGAGAAGCUGUUCCGAACUGUGCUGGAGAUGCAGCCCAAAGAGUCUGACGCUACUGCGGGAGGGGGGAUUUCCCGAGAGGAGAAGGUGAAAGGCAUCCUGGAUGAGAUCUUGGAAAAACUGCCGGAUGGUUUCAACAUGAUAGAGAUCAUGGCCAAGGUGGAUGAGAGAACUCCCUACAUUAUUGUGGCCUUCCAGGAGUGUGAGAGGAUGAACUUCCUCACCAAGGAGAUUGCACGUUCCCUCAAAGAACUCAACCUUGGACUAAAGGGUGAGUUGACCAUCACCACAGACAUGGAGGACCUGGGUAACUCUCUGUUCCUGGACACAGUGCCAGAGUUCUGGACCAAGCUGGCCUACCCCUCCCUACAAGGCUUGGGGGGCUGGUAUGCCGACCUGCUACUCAGGAUCAAGGAGUUGGAGGCAUGGACAUGUGACUUUACACUCCCCACUACUGUGUGGCUGGCUGGUUUCUUCAACCCCCAGUCUUUCCUGACUGCCAUCAUGCAGUCCACGGCCAGGAAAAACGAGUGGCCUCUAGACAGGAUGUGUCUGUCUGUAGAGGUAACCAAGAAGAACCGCGAGGACAUGACCAGCCUACCCAGAGAAGGGGCCUACAUCUACGGCCUCUACAUGGAGGGGGCACGUUGGGACACCCAGACGGGGGUGAUAGCAGAUGCUCGACUGAAGGAGCUGACCCCCAACAUGCCAGUGAUCUUCAUCAAGGCAGUACCAGUGGACCGGCAGGAGACCAAGAACAUGUACGAGUGUCCUGUCUACAAGACCCGCAUGAGGGGACCCACCUUCAUCUGGACCUUCAACCUUAAGACCAAGGAGAAGCCUGCCAAGUGGGUACUGGCUGCCGUCUGCCUGCUCCUCAGUGUGUGAAAAAGAAAAAAGGCACAACACUUUAAUAUACCUUUUUAAAUAAAUACAAAUAUUUUUCAAAAACCAUGACAUCAGGAUUCUCUUCAGCACAGGGACAUGAUCCUCA
This is a messenger RNA of Esox lucius (northern pike), 1460 nucleotides long. RefSeq names its product dynein heavy chain 17, axonemal-like. The coding region runs from base 11 to 1354 and encodes 447 amino acids. NCBI's taxonomy places the organism in Eukaryota, Metazoa, Chordata, Actinopteri, Esociformes, Esocidae. Gene Ontology annotation, molecular function: minus-end-directed microtubule motor activity; dynein light intermediate chain binding; dynein intermediate chain binding. Gene Ontology annotation, cellular component: dynein complex. The transcript is spliced from 7 exons. The record is from RefSeq and is a predicted model, not a curated record. Gene Ontology annotation, biological process: microtubule-based movement.